AAUGCAAGAUGGCUCCUCGUAUAAAAACAGUCUUCUGGGUAGCUCUCAACGGGCAACUAAAUAACUCUUUACACCGUGUUAGGUUGAAAUACUUAUCUACCAGGAGUGCUGAGGGGUAGCGCGUGCUAUAGAUUGAUAUGCGUGUGGUGCUUGGCGACAUUUUGGUGCAGAAGAUACCGAAGAGACAAGAGGGACAACUUUGAAGCCACGAAUUGGUGGUGAAGUCGCGCUCUCUCCGGCAGACAGUCGGUGUGGUCCCAGGCAGCAGCCUGGGCCCUCGGCUAGCUAGCGGUAGCUGCUAAGUGGCUAAUGACUUCGGCUACUGUUGUCGGUCGCAUUGGAAACGUGAAACAGCAGAGAGGGAACAUCCUCGAAUGCCCGCUCGCCAUUUGAAUGCGGGACUUGAAGGGCCUUAACACUCGUGACCAUGGCUGUAUCGAGACUUGAUCGUUUGUUCAUCCUGCUCGACACCGGAACAACACCGGUAACCAGAAAGGCGGCAGCCCAGCAGCUUGGAGAAGUGGUCAAACUCCACCCGCAUGAACUCAACAACCUUCUUUCAAAAGUCUUGACAUACCUAAGGAGUCCCAACUGGGACACUCGAAUAGCAGCAGGCCAAGCUGUUGAGGCCAUUGUGAAGAAUAUUCCUGAGUGGGACCCGUCCCCCAAACCCAAAGAAGAGUCUUGCGAAGACUUGUCUCCAGAGGACUCCUCUUGUGACCGGUUGAGUUUCUACAACUUCGACAUCUCUCGUCUACUCAAACAUGGGGCCUCUCUGCUGGGAUCUGCUGGGGCGGAGUUUGAGCUGCAGGAUGACAAAGCUGGAGAGAUGGACCCUAAGGAAAGACUUGCUCGCCAGAGGAAGCUUCUUCAGAAGAAGUUGGGUCUGGACAUUGGUGCCACUAUCGGAAUGGACACAGAGGAGCUAUUCAAUGACGAGGACCUUGACGAUAACUGUCAACUAAGUGGACUUAGAGCCCAUGGAAGCAAAGUCACAGCUGGAUCCAGCUCCCGCAACCACGUUCCCAUUCAUGCUGCUGAGUUGAUUGACUCAGAGUUCUGUCCAGGCAUGAGCAAUCGUCAGAGGAAUAAGGCUAAGAGGAUGGCUAAACUAGUGGCAAAACAACGAUCCAGAGACGUGGAUCCAAAUGAAAAGAGUAAUGACAGUUUUGAGGGUGAACCUGAAGAAAAGCGAAGGAAAACCACCAAUGUCAUUAUUGAUCAACCGGCAACAGAGAAUAAAGUCUUAAUCGACAACGUUCCAGACAACUCCAGUCUUUCAGAAGAGACACAUGAGUGGCCUCUGGAGAGCUUCUGUGAAGAGCUCUGCAAUGAUGUCUUCAAUCCUUCGUGGGAGAUUCGUCACGGUGCUGGUACAGGUCUUAGAGAAAUCCUCAAGUCCCAAGGCGCUGGGGGUGGAAAGUUGGUGGGAAGCACUGCAGAACAGAUGUUGCGACAGCAUCAGGAGUGGAUAGAGGACCUGGUCAUCCGCUUACUCUGCGUCUUCGCUCUGGACCGCUUUGGUGAUUUUGUAUCAGAUGAGGUGGUGGCUCCUGUCAGGGAGACAUGUGCCCAGACUCUUGGUGUGGCCCUUCGCCACAUGAAUGAAACUGGUGUUUCCAUGACGGUGGACGUUCUGCUGAAGCUGCUUAAAGAAGACCAGUGGGAGGUCCGUCAUGGAGGCCUGCUCGGCAUCAAGUAUGCCCUGGCUGUCCGGCAGGACUUGAUCUCUGUGUUACUGCCCCGGGUGCUCCCUGCCAUCACUGUCGGCCUACAGGACCUUGACGAUGAUGUCAGAGCUGUGGCGGCUUCAUCCCUCAUCCCUGUGGUGGAAGGCUUGGUACAGCUACUGCCCAGUAAGGUGCCCUAUAUAGUGAACACACUAUGGGAUGCACUUCUAGACCUGGACGACCUCACUGCUUCCACCAACAGCAUCAUGACAUUGCUGUCCUCACUGCUCACCUACCCACAAGUCCGACAGUGCAGCAUGCAGCAGUCAUUAACUGUCCUGGUUCCUCGUGUUUGGCCGUUCUUGAGACACACUAUAUCAUCAGUGAGACGUGCAGCACUGGAAACUCUUUACACUCUGUUGUAUAAAGCUGACCAGAGCUGUGCAAUGUGGAUCAACCCCAUCCUACAAGAUAUGCUCCGGCACAUCUUCCAGUCCUGCAUACUGGAGAGCAAUGAAGAAAUCCUUGAACUGAUCCAAAAGGUGUGGAUGGAGCUGCUGUCUCAGGCCCCCCAGCAGUAUGUGGUUGCAGCCAGCUGUCCGUGGAUGGGUGCCUGGCUCUGUCUCAUGAUGCAGGCCUCACAGAUUCCUAUAGACCUGAACAUGCUGCUGGAAGUGAAAGCUCGAUCCAAGGACAAGGCUGGUGCAAAGGCUCGACUGGGGUCCAAUCAGGUGAAGGAAACGGUCCAGGAGUAUAUCGCAGGGGCUGAGACUGUGACGGACGACUCUGUGACGAGGGACUACGUCGUGGUUCGAGCUCGCCUCAUGGCUGCCAAAUUGCUGGGGGCUCUGUGUAGGUGUAUCUGUCACCCUCAGCUCAAUGCUUCAUCUCAGGAGAUCCGACCAGCCGAGUCUUUGGGCCAGCUGUUGCUCUUCCACCUCAACUCCAAGUCUGCCCUGCAGCGCAUAGCUGUGGCUCUGGUGCUUUGCGAGUGGGCUGCACUGCAGAAGGAUUGCCAGGUGGUGUCAUCCAUGGUGCAACCUCGUCUUCUGGCCAUUCUGUCUGAGCAGUUGUACUACGAUGAAAUCGCCAUCCCCUUCACACGCAUGCAAAAUGAGUGCAAGCAGCUCACCGCUUUGCUGGCCGAUUCUCAAAUAGAUCUUCAAGACCGCCUCAACUGUAGCGUUUUCACCAUUGACCAAGCUAGUGAACUGGUUACCACCGUCUUUACAGAGUCAACAGCAGGUCUGAGCGUGACGUCUAAGCCGUGGCAGGCGCUGGACAGUAAGCGGCAGCAGGCUCAGGCGACAGUGGUGGAGACCAACGCGGAAUGGCAGCAGCUGCAUCUGCGCGUCCACAUGUUCACAGCAUGCGCUGUCAUCAACCUGCAAGUGCUUCCUGACAAGCUUAACCCACUGGUCCGGCCUUUGAUGGAGGCAAUCAAGCGGGAGGAAAACACCCUGAUUCAGGGUUACACAGCUGCUUUUAUAUCCAAGCUGUUGCAGCAGUGUGCUGGACGCUCGCCUUGCCCCAACCCCAAGAUCAUCAAAAACCUCUGUGCCUCGGCCUGCGUGGACUCGUCAGUCACACCAUCGUCCGCCUGCCCCGUGCCCCCCACACAGGAAAAUGCCAAAGGUGGUGGGUUGGAAAAAGACUGCAUGCAUCACAUGGUCAACAAAACCCGCGGCAUCAUCACACUAUAUCGUCACCAAAGAGCAGCAUUUGCUGUCACUAGUAAGAGGGGGCCCGCUCCUAAAGCCCCGAAGCCCCCCUCAACAGAGCUUCCUCCUGGCAGCACCAUCAGCACCGAUAAUGAUGAGAGCAGGAAGCCAUUUCUUAUUCAGAGAAGAGGGGCAGAGUUCUCCCUUACAACUGUUGCCAGGCACUUCAGUGAAGACCUCACCAAGUCUCUUCCUUACCUCUGGGAGAACACCGUGGGACCGUUGAGGACAGCGGUGACGGAAAAUCAAUGCAUCGACAGACAGGUCCAGCUGGAGAGGGGAGACGCUGCAGCCCAGGAUUUGGUCAACUCUCUGCAAGUUCUGGAGGUCAUCGCUGGGGCCAUGGCUCCUGAACUGAAACCGUUGUUACUGGAGCACCUACCGCAUCUGUUCACCUGCCUGCAGCACCCAUACACAGCGGUGCGUCACAUGGCCGCGCGCUGUGUGGGCGUGCUCAGUAAGCUGGCAAUGCUGGAGACCAUGAACAGUUUCCUUGAGCGCGUCCUCCCAUGGUUAGCUGCCAUUGAAGACUGCACCAAACAGGAGGGAGCCAUCGAGGCUUUAGCCUGUGUCAUGGAGCAGCUGGAUGUGGACAUCGUACCGUACAUUGUGCUGCUGGUUGUACCAGUUCUGGGCCGUAUGAGCGACCCCAGUGACAGCAUUCGUUUUAUGGCCACGCAGUGCUUUGCCACACUCAUCCGGCUUCUUCCGCUAGAGGCGGGUAUACCAGACCCUCCAGCCAUGUCUGCAGAUCUUAUCCGCCAGAAAGCCAGAGAACGCCACUUCCUGGAGCAACUGUUGGAUAGCAGAAAGUUGGAGAACUAUAAGAUCCCUGUGCCCAUUAAGGCUGAGCUCAGGAAGUACCAGCAGGACGGCGUGAACUGGCUCUCCUUCCUGAACAAAUACAAGCUGCACGGGAUCCUGUGUGAUGACAUGGGUCUCGGGAAGACGCUGCAGUCCAUCUGCAUUCUGGCAGGAGAUCACUGCCUCAGGGCACAAGAAUAUGCCAAGACAAAGGCCGCAGACUGCAGCCCCCUGCCCUCCCUGGUGGUCUGUCCUCCCACACUCACUGGCCACUGGGUGGAUGAAGUGGGCAAGUUCUGCAGCAGAGAAUACCUCAACCCACUGCACUACACAGGGCCUCCUACAGAACGGAUGCGGUUGCAACACCUUGUGAAGAAACACAAUCUAGUUGUAGCCUCUUAUGAUGUUGUACGUAAUGACAUCGACUUUUUUAGAAAUAUCAAAUUCAAUUACUGUAUUCUUGACGAGGGUCAUGUCAUCAAGAACGGGAAAACCAAACUUUCCAAAGCCAUUAAGCAGUUGGCGGCCAACUUCCGGGUCAUCUUGUCAGGAACACCCAUUCAGAACAACGUACUCGAGCUCUGGUCGUUGUUUGACUUCCUCAUGCCGGGGUUCCUCGGAACAGAGCGGCAGUUUGCUGCGCGCUACGGUAAACCCAUCUUGGCCAGCCGCGACGCCAAAAGUUCCUCGCGGGAACAGGAGGCAGGUGUCCUGGCGAUGGAGGCCCUACAUCGCCAGGUGCUCCCCUUCCUUCUGAGGAGGAUGAAGGAGGACGUCCUCCAGGACCUUCCUCCUAAAAUCAUACAGGAUUAUUACUGCAACUUGAGCUCUUUACAGGUUCAGCUGUACGAAGACUUUGCCAAGUCUCGAGCCAAGGCCAGUGUGGAGGACAGCAUCUCUGUGUCUUCCACAGAAGAGGAGGAGAAGCCCAAGCUGAAGGCCACGGGCCACGUCUUCCAGGCCCUGCAGUACCUGCGGAAGCUUUGUAACCACCCCAGCUUGGUCUUGACCCUGCAGCAUCCAGAGUACAAACGCAUCACCGAGCAGCUGGCGUGUCAGAACUCCAACCUGCGGGACAUUCAGCACGCGCCCAAACUCUCCGCUCUCAAACAAUUGUUGCUGGACUGUGGUCUUGGUGGUGGCGGGGGAUCGGAGGGAGGUCCUGAGGCCGUGGUGGCCCAGCAUCGCGUGCUCAUAUUCUGUCAGCUGAAGAGCAUGCUGGACAUUGUGGAGCACGACCUGCUGAAACCCAAACUGCCCAACGUCACCUACCUGAGGCUGGACGGCAGCGUGCCGGCUGGCCAUCGCCACGCCAUCGUCUCCAGGUUUAACAAUGACCCUUCCAUCGACGUGCUGCUGCUCACCACCCACGUCGGUGGGCUUGGUCUGAACCUGACGGGAGCUGACACUGUGGUGUUUGUUGAACAUGACUGGAACCCCAUGAGGGACCUGCAAGCCAUGGACCGUGCUCAUAGGAUAGGACAGAAACGGGUCGUGAACGUGUACAGGCUGAUCACACGGGGCACGCUGGAGGAGAAGAUAAUGGGUCUGCAGAAAUUCAAGAUGAGCAUCGCCAACACGGUCAUCAGCCAAGACAACGCCAGCCUGCAGAGUAUGGGCACCGACCAGCUCCUCAACCUCUUCAGUCUUGACAAGGAUGAGAAGGGUGAGCAGACGGCGUCGACCUCGGGUAAGGACUCCAUGAAGUCGGUGCUGGACGGCUUGGGAGAGUUAUGGGACCAGCAGCAGUACGACACAGAGUACAACCUGGACAGCUUCAUGCACUCGCUGCAGUAGCAGCCCACGCAAGCCUCCAUGUGCCGGCCAAGCAGGACCUGGUCAGAGCCCGAGGAGGACCCCCCCCCCACACACACACCGCUGCAGUUAUCUGCCCCAUUCCGAAGUCCACGUCACUUUCUCAAAGGUUACUGUAAGGAAUCACUGAUGGCUAAUGGUUAAGCAAUAACUAACAGCCAAAACAAGAACUAAAUCCACACGUUACUGCUCCAAAAAAUGACACGUAUGCCGCACCAGCGUUGAAACAUUUUCUUUUAAUGUUUCUGAGCAUUAUCAGACAUCAUGACCUCCACGCAGGUUUUCAACAAAUCUGCAAACAGAACAUAAGGCGCGCCGACAACGUACUGUUGGUAACAGACGUCUCCAGUGUUAGUUUAGCUAACGGCAGUGUCACUGCUGUGUACAGUGAUGUCACUGCUCUCGAGGCCUCCGGUGUGUCAUAAUUAUGCUUUACAGUAAAUGGCACCAGGUGCUGCUCUCACAGCCCGCCGCCCUCCUCUUAUGUCGGAUUGCCAGAGUAAACAGUGUUAACCGCUUCAGACACCGUUACCCAGUCGCACCAACCCUCUCUCAUCUGCCAUCACAAAGUCUUAAGAAGCACUGCUGUACCCACGCACGCCUUCCAAUACCUCUCUGUAAAACCCCGGGAUACAAACAUGUUUUUGUACGACAAAAAGGAAACGGGGGGGUGAGUGCCAAGCUCGCUGGAGGAACCACAGAAUGGCAUCGUGUUCUGGCUUUUUAUAGCACAUCAGUGACGAUUGUGCUCAACAAGAUGACUCCUCCAGGUUGCACUACUUUUUUUUUUUUUCUUUUUUUUUUACCCUCGUCGGGAGAAUCCUUUCACACGACCUGUGGCCAUCAAGAGGCUCUGGUGGAGAAAUAAUCAAUGUUUUCUAGUGUGGGGAGAGAAAAAAAAAACAACAACUUGGGACAGCACUGCACUUGAAGCAGCAUUAUAGAGACGCUGAAACUGGUACCUGAAACUUGUCACAAGUGUUUUAAAAUAAUGAUAGACUUGUACAUAUGUCUGUAAUUGCUGCUCUUUGUUUAUGAGCGUGGAAUUGUAAUAAAUUCUGCAGACCUUUGAA
Molecule: messenger RNA, 7083 nt
Organism: Scophthalmus maximus (turbot)
Lineage: Eukaryota; Metazoa; Chordata; Actinopteri; Pleuronectiformes; Scophthalmidae
Gene: btaf1
Product: BTAF1 RNA polymerase II, B-TFIID transcription factor-associated
Exons: 38
Coding region: 428-5992 (1854 amino acids)
Molecular function (GO): TBP-class protein binding; ATP binding; ATP-dependent chromatin remodeler activity
Source: RefSeq, a predicted model, not a curated record